Messenger RNA from Phasianus colchicus (ring-necked pheasant), 984 nucleotides. The record is from RefSeq and is a predicted model, not a curated record. NCBI's taxonomy places the organism in Eukaryota, Metazoa, Chordata, Aves, Galliformes, Phasianidae.
GGGCCCUCAGCCCGCUCCGGGCGGGUGGGGCUGUCGAGGGGCCGCGCCUUGGCCGACUCCUGCCUCCAGUCCCCACGGGGCAGCUCCGUUGUGGAUCCUGUCCUUUCUGCUAACGAGCAGGCUUGGGCUCUUCAGAGGCGAGAUGGGAGGUUAAAAGAGCCAUUUUAAUGCUGUAGCGUGCCUUGGCUGCAGGGUUGUGGCAGCUGGGGUGAAGAGGAGGACGUUAUCUGUCUCUGGCGUCCCUGUGCCGCCUGUCUGAAGGUGCAAGCAGCUCCCCAGCAAGUGGCCGAAGACAAAUUUGUGUUUGACUUACCGGACUAUGAAAACAUCAACCACGUAGUGGUCUUCAUGCUGGGAACUGUACCAUUUCCUGAAGGAAUGGGAGGAUCUGUCUACUUUUGUUACCCGGACCAGAGUGGGAUGGCAGUGUGGCAGCUGCUGGGGUUUGUUACUAACGAGAAGCCAAGUGCAAUCUUUAAAAUUUCUGGUUUGAAAUCUGGGAAGGGAAGCCAGCACCCCUUUGGUGCCAUGAAUCUCCCACAGACACCAACGGUGGCCCAGAUCGGCAUCUCUGUAGAGCUGCUGGAGAACCUGGCACAGCAGACUCCUGUUGCAAAUGCUGCUGUGUCAUCAGUUGAUUCAUUCACAGAGUUCACCCAGAAAAUGUUGGAUAACUUCUAUAAUUUUGCAUCCUCGUUUGCUGUUACUCAGGCACAGAUGACACCAAACCCCUCUGAGGCUUUCAUUCCUGCAAAUGUAGUCAUGAAAUGGUAUGAGAACUUCCAGAGACGCCUGACACAGAACCCUCUCUUCUGGAAAACAUAAGCUUGAAUCAUGUCAUUUGAAGUGCUCUCUGAUCUGGAGUAUACAGCAAAUAACUUCACUGAAGAACUUUGAGGCAGAAAAAAAACGAUUAGUCUGAAUAGACCAACUUGUAACUUUUAUAUUACUCAAAUUAUUUAAAAUUAAAAUCUGUGAAAACUG